This is a messenger RNA of Vicia faba (fava bean), 741 nucleotides long. NCBI's taxonomy places the organism in Eukaryota, Viridiplantae, Streptophyta, Magnoliopsida, Fabales, Fabaceae. The record is from the annotation of a GenBank genome assembly.
AUGAACUUCAACAAAUCUAAACAUUUUGUCACCAACAAAGGGAAAGAAGAUCUUAUGAAAAAGGCCAUAUCUAAGGAAGAAAUCGAAAGUUUACAAGUCCUCGGGGUUGAUAAAGCUGAUAUGUAUGAAGAGGAAAGGAAAACUAAGAUGUUAGAACAAAUGUUCCAAAAUCAUACUCAGGAGUCUAAAUUAUCUCAUGAGGAUUGUUUCAUUAAAUGGAAUGAUGAUGGUCAAGAUGAAGGUCCUCCCAACGUUGAACAACCUUUAGUGGUUCAGAAGAAGCUAGAGAAGAAUAGUAAUUAUGCAAAAGCUAGUUUGUUGAAGUCAAGCCACAAGAUAUAUGUAUCAGAUAAUUCUCUCAACAUUCCAAUUUUUGAUAAGUCUGGUAUUUUUGCUAGUGGAAGUAUGAAUGUUGUUCCACUUAGGGUUGUGUCUAUGAGAAAAAAUCAUGAUGAAUAUUACCAAAGAACAAACUUGAGAAAUCCCGAUGGUGAUAAGGAGGUGGCAAACAUCCUAUACGACAUGUUGACAAAACCUCGUGUGUAUAAGGAGAAUGAAGAUCAUAUACAUGAAGAUGUUGAGGUUGAUAGUGCUAUAGUUGGUGGUGUUAAAUACGAAGGUGUGAUAAGUAAGAAUGAAAACAUUCUUUUAGAUUGUGUUGUUAAUAACAAUAAGUUGAGAGUGAUCUCAAAGAAAACACAAUCUAUGGAUGAUAUGCCUCCUCAGAAUCAUGAAGAUUAA